This is a messenger RNA of Pestalotiopsis fici W106-1, 888 nucleotides long. RefSeq lists its product as uncharacterized. The record is from RefSeq and is a predicted model, not a curated record. The transcript has a single exon. Lineage: Eukaryota; Fungi; Ascomycota; Sordariomycetes; Amphisphaeriales; Sporocadaceae. The coding region runs from base 1 to 888 and encodes 295 amino acids.
AUGCCGUCGGCCUUGUUUGAUAAAACGAUACCUCGGGAUCUAAAUGACAUCUCACCAAUUGCCUCACUAGAGGCUCUCGACACGGAAACGUUCGCGACCCUUGUCACGGAGGUGAUUCCGAGAUUAUCUAGACGCGGAGGUGUGGGUGCCGCCGAGUCAAAGACACCAUUUUACACCAAAUUUCUCGAUAUUGUCCAAAGGCGAGCAAAUGAGCCGGCCGUGGUCUCGGCCAUCGCGGCUAUAAUCACGCAGCCAGUCAACUCGGAGGACGACCUGCAUCGGGUGCUCGGGGCGCUCCACCUCGUAGUCUGCGAGCUUCCCGAGGACCAAAUCCUGCCCUACCGCGAGACCCUCGUCGCCGUGUCGGACCCCGACGCCGAGGGCCGCGGCGACCGCUUGUUUACGGGCUGGGUAUCGCCGCAGGCCAAGGAUCUGCUGCGCUUCGUGGACCGCCGCGACGAGGCCUGGGUCUCCGAGCACAAGGCCGACUACAUGGGGACGCGCAGCCUGCGCGAGCGCGUGCGCACGGCGCGGGAGAUGCGUCCGUUCGUGCACGAUCUGCUCUCUUGGCUGCAAGACGGCAACUGGCCGCCCUACAAACCCUGCGAGGAGCAGCUGGCGCGGUUCCCACAAAUCGCCGUCAUGCCCAUACAAAAGAUCUUGAAGGAGUCACGGGGCGAUGGGGGUUGGAUUAAUAAUCUCUUGCGUUUUGUCCAGGACCACGUUCCAGUCGGGCGGAGCUGGGAGUCGAUAUAUCCCCAGGUCAAGGCUCUAAUUGAUGCGCCGCAGGGUGACGAGGACGAGUGGGAAACGGCCGAGUGUGCUCAAGAGUGGCUGGAUGUGUUGAAUCGCUGGAGGAGCUCACAGGAAGGGCUCCGAUGUGCGUAG